GAAGGGUGAUCAAGAAAAAUGGAUUGGCGAGUGAGUCUCUCCUCUUUUCUUUCUCUUUUCUUCACUUUAUUUCACCUUUCCAGCUCUAAACUUACACCAGAAAAAUGCAGAGAGCUAGGGUUUUCUUCGAACUUGCUCUGUGGGUCUUGUGAUGAGCUUGUACAGUUCAAAAUGGAUCAACAGUUUGUGGACAAUUGUCGGAGUUGCUGUCACGAGGAAGGCGAAAGUCAGGCUGCUUCUAAGCGGUUUGCUUCUGCAACUCUGGAAGUGUGCAACUGAAAAUUGGGUCGCUUCCCUCAAAUCCAGGCUUUUGUCCGUAGUGAAAAGCCUGACAAAUUUCCUAAUCUAAGGAUAGAGUUUGUGAGGGGAGCAGACCCAAUUUUAAAGCUUCAUAGUGAAGAYGGUAGUGUUCAAGAAGAACUUAGCAUUGAGAAGUGGAAUACAGACAGUGUAGAAGAAUUUUUAACAGAGAAACUCCAAGUAUCAUAGAAGCAAGAUGAAUUAGMCAAAUAUGGAAACUGUAUGCUGUAGAGUCAAAGAGCUUCAGGGAAAACAUGCACYGYCUUCUCACCUUAUGACGGCUUCCCUGAAAACCUGUUUAACAGGCCUGGGAAACUUGAUGAUAGAGAUGAUAGAGGUGCAUUUAGCAGUUAUACUAUUUCCUUUAGGAAAACUAAAUAUAUUUUUUGUUGGAAACAUACAGUAGUACUGUACCAUUAUAAUUAAUAACAAAAUGUUUGUGUAAAUUUUCUAGAAAGAAUUUAAUAUUCUAGAAUGGUUUUCAUAAAUUUGCAAAGCAAAGUUUAAAACGUACUUAAAAUUUCAAAUCACCAGUCUUUUAUUUCACCAUUAAAUUCUAAAAAAAAAUCAUGAAAUUAAAGAUCCACAGAAAAAUGACAACUUACAGUACAGCAAUGAUUAUUUGAAAAACAAAACAAACCAGGAAAGUACCCUCAAAAAUACGAAUAAGAUACAUGACUUUCAAAAAUGGCGCCAGUUCAUGUCCGCCUAUAUUGGGGACUAGUGACGAAUCAUGUGAACGAGACCUGAAAGGCCUUCCAUCAAGAAAUCACUACGAAGAUCGUAUGUAGGCAGUGUCCAAAAGUUUGAAAGAUGUAUUGGUAUGUUAUUUAUAACAAGACACUCUUGCAAGGCACCAUGGAAGCUCACUAUACGGAGGCUGGCCUUUGAGACCUCGUUUUAGUGCUUCGUCCCCAGUGCACUGGUCGGCGACCGUGACAUAUCGCGCCAUUUUUGAAAGUCGUGUAUAAGAUUUAUGAAAACCACUCUAUUUAGUUCAGGGAUAACAUUAAGAUUAUGAACACUGCAUUGUGUUGUUUGCCAUAGAGUGCUUUCAGUAAAAGUGUUGGUGUAGUAUUAUAUUUCAUGAACAAAGACUAAAGAAUGAAAAGGUUUCUUGUAUAAUGCACAAAUGAUUUUAUGACAUUCAUGCAGUAAACCACAU
Molecule: messenger RNA, 1465 nt
Organism: Exaiptasia diaphana
Lineage: Eukaryota; Metazoa; Cnidaria; Anthozoa; Actiniaria; Aiptasiidae
Product: selenoprotein F-like
Exons: 5
Cellular component (GO): endoplasmic reticulum lumen
Molecular function (GO): oxidoreductase activity
Source: RefSeq, a predicted model, not a curated record